Molecule: messenger RNA, 694 nt
Organism: Phyllostomus hastatus (greater spear-nosed bat)
Lineage: Eukaryota; Metazoa; Chordata; Mammalia; Chiroptera; Phyllostomidae
Product: cytochrome c oxidase assembly protein COX16 homolog, mitochondrial
Exons: 4
Coding region: 110-430 (106 amino acids)
Biological process (GO): mitochondrial respiratory chain complex IV assembly
Cellular component (GO): mitochondrial inner membrane
Source: RefSeq, a predicted model, not a curated record
CGUCUAGGACGUCCUGGGUUAGGGCGGGGAGGGGGCAACUCCAGCCGCUGCGAUUUGGGCUGGACCUGCCUGGCCAGUCGGGUGUCCCAGCGGAUCUGAGAGUUAAGGCAUGUUUACACACGCGGUAACGCGUGCCUUGCGCAAGAACAAGACCCUCCGCUACGGGGUCCCCAUGUUGUUAUUGAUUGUUGGAGGUUCUUUUGGUCUUCGUGAGUUUUCACAAAUCCGUUAUGAUGCUGUGAAGAUUAAAAUCGAUCCUGAAUUAGAAAAAAAACUGAAAAUGAAUAAAGUGUCACUGGAAUCAGAGUAUGAGAAAAUAAAGGAUUCCACGUUCGAUGACUGGAAGAAUAUUCGAGGACCCAGGCCGUGGGAAGAUCCUGACCUCCUCCAGGGACGAAAUCCAGAAAUCCUGAAGACGAAGACCACUUGACCAUGCUGGUUCUUUUUUUAUUCUUUAUUUUUUAAUUUAAAUAAAAUGUUACCAACUGAAUUCUCACUACAUCCUCCUGUCCGGUGGAGAGAAAAUGUCAGACCUGCAGAAAGCCUGGAUGUGAGUAAUUUGAUAACAGAUAGUCUUGAUUAAAAAAUCAAGUACAGGUUUUUUGCUUCCCAACCCCGCCAUUUGCAAAUGAAUGUAACAGUGUCGACCACAUAUAUUUUAUACACUCAAUAAAAGUGUGAGCACUGCUGCUUA